AAAUAAAGAAAAGAAGAUUAAGUCUCUAACCCUUUUUGUCUCUAACUAUCAUUUACAAUUUCCAACUCUCUUCUUCUCUCAAGAUUCAUUCAUUCCACCUUCUCAUCUAAAACAGUUUACCAAUUAUCACACAAAUUUUCGCAUUUCGAUCAUCAAAUUAUUUUCCCCCAACAGACAAGAAGAGAGAGAAAACGAUUGCGCGCAGAUUAAACCUAUUCGACGAGAUCGGAAACUCGGAUCUUCCAAUAAUUUGAAGCUCAAAAGAAGAAAAAUUCAGAUUUUGGGGGUUCAGUUGAAGCCACUGAACCCCCCUUGGAUACGCUACUGGUGCCAAUGGCGGAUAUUGCUGCGUUCGCCGAAGCUGCCGGGUCAAGAUUUAGCGAUUUGGAGCUGAUUGGAAGAGGUUCAUUUGGUGAUGUUUACAAAGGCUUUGAUAAGGAGCUGAACAAAGUUGUUGCUAUCAAGGUCAUUGACCUGGAGGAAUCUGAGGAUGAUAUUGAGGACAUUCAGAAGGAGAUAUCAGUUCUAUCACAAUGCCGCUCGCAGUAUAUCACUGAGUACUAUGGCUCUUAUCUCCACCAAACAAAAUUAUGGAUAAUAAUGGAAUAUAUGGCUGGUGGCUCUGUCGCUGACCUACUGCAGUCAGGUCCCCCUCUUGAUGAAAUGUCAAUAGCCUGCAUCUUACGUGACUUACUGCAUGCUGUCGAUUACCUUCAUGCUGAAGGAAAGAUCCAUAGAGAUAUCAAAGCCGCAAAUAUUUUGUUGUCUGAGAAUGGUGAUGUUAAGGUAGCAGAUUUUGGGGUUUCUGCACAAUUGACAAAAACAAUAUCACGGAGAAAGACUUUUGUUGGAACACCAUUUUGGAUGGCUCCAGAAGUAAUUCAGAAUUCAGAAGGCUACAAUGAGAAGGCGGAUAUAUGGUCCCUGGGCAUAACUGCAAUUGAAAUGGCAAAGGGGGAGCCUCCCCUUGCUGAUCUCCAUCCCAUGAGAGUUCUUUUUAUAAUACCUCGGGAAAAUCCACCUCAGCUGGAUGAGCAUUUCUCUCGUCCCAUGAAGGAAUUCGUAUCUUUGUGUUUGAGGAAAGUUCCUGCUGAGAGGCCUAGUGCCAAGGAACUAUUGAAAUACAGGUUUAUUAGAAAUGCCAGGAGAAGUCCCAGGCUUCUUGAAAGAAUAAGAGAACGCCCCAAGUAUCAAAUAAAGGAUGAUGGUGAAAAUGUUAGAAAUGGUUUCAAAGCUUUUGCUGAAGGUUCUGACACUGUUAAGGUGACCAGAGAGCCAAGAAAAGAUGAAACUGUUCGAGCCAGUAAUCAGGGAAAAACAUUUAGGAAUGCAGGAUGGGACUUCAGUAUUGGAGGAUCACAAAGUACUGGAACAGUUCGAAGUGUGGUGAGACCACCUCCAGUGCGGGCAAGGCGUGAAGACAAUUCAAAUAGUGAGCCUAGUCCAAGAAAAACUUACGAUGGUGACAAUCAAUGGCUAUCUGGAUCAGGAAAUGGGCUGUAUGAAUCAUCAGAGGUUUCCCUUGGUAGAUACUCCGGAGACGAGGAAAAACAGAAUAGUUUCCCUGAAUAUGAAGAUGGGUCUUCUACUGGAUCAGGAACUGUUGUUGUAAGAACUCCUAGGGGACGACAUUCGUCUUCUUAUCGCAGUGAUCAAAGCACACCUUCUGGCAGCACUUAUGCCUCUCAUGAGGAUGCCUCCACUAGUGGCACUCUUGUUGUUCGUGGCCAACGAGAUGACCCAGAAUCUCCUCGAACGCCUAAGUCAAGACUUGGGAUGCCAGAGAGAAGUUCUACCUCCUCUUUUGAAGACAGUGCUACUAAUUUGUCUGAGGCAAAGGCGGCCAUGCAAAAAGGUUUGAAGAAAGGUGUUAAUCGGGAAAGGCCUGUAGUGAAUAAAGCCAGUAAAGAUUUGCAGGAAAACAGAAGAACAGAUCAAAUUUCAAAUAGUUCCGAAUCUCCUAGGGGUCGUGACUAUCUGGAUGCUCAGAAAACUUUCUUGAGAUCACGUCCAACAAGCGAUGAUGAAGAAAAUGCAAAAAUUUCAACUGUGACAUCAUCUGCUUCAUUAUCUGCCCUGCUCAUCCCUUCAGUAAAGGAGGUAGUUGGUGAUGACGCAGAAGGGUAUGGUCAUGCUGUAAGAAACACCCUUAUUGAUAUGGAGCGGACAAAGCCCGGUUCUUCCGAAGUCCUUGUCAGCAGGCUGCUCCAUCGGCUUGGAAGUUCGAGGGAUCCUUCUCUGAGGGAUCUGCAGGAGCUGGCAGUCCACAUCUUCUCUAGGAGCAACAAUGAUCACAGUCAGAAUAUGUUAUCAGAAGCUGAUAGCAAAAAGAAACUACAGGGCAAAGAGUUCCUUUCAAAUCCUAAUAUAAGCCCUCUUGCGAGGUUUUUGCUCUCAAGAUGGCAUGGCCAAGCUUCUCACGAUUUGAAUCCAGCAUAGAGGAAAUCUUGGCUAUAUUUGCACAUAAGCAUUUUGUUGUGCUUUUUCUUAAGACAAGUUAUUUUUGAUUGGUGUACAUAACGGGUUCCCUUUUUUUCAUUUAUUUUUCUCAGCAAAUUUGUUUUCCUUCGUUUUUCAGCGAUCGUGUUAAAAGCAUCCUCAUUCCUGUUAACGAAUUAGUAUAGCUAGCGUAAUGGUGUAUACUUAAUAUAGAUUUUGUUGAUGUACAUGUUUGCACCAUUAUUUUAGAUUUGUCGCCCAUAGUUUUGACACUUCUCGUGAGGUCAUCCUCUUCUGAAACCGCGAGUUUGUUCUAAAUACUAAGAUUAUAUUAGAGAGAAAUUGAGCUA
Molecule: messenger RNA, 2789 nt
Organism: Beta vulgaris subsp. vulgaris (sugar beet)
Lineage: Eukaryota; Viridiplantae; Streptophyta; Magnoliopsida; Caryophyllales; Amaranthaceae
Exons: 21
Coding region: 334-2439 (701 amino acids)
Biological process (GO): protein phosphorylation
Molecular function (GO): protein kinase activity; ATP binding
Source: RefSeq, a predicted model, not a curated record